Messenger RNA from Polypterus senegalus (gray bichir), 1863 nucleotides. It is a transcript of the gene pus1, whose product is annotated as pseudouridine synthase 1. Gene Ontology annotation, molecular function: RNA binding; pseudouridine synthase activity. Bases 355 to 1650 code for a protein of 431 amino acids. NCBI's taxonomy places the organism in Eukaryota, Metazoa, Chordata, Cladistia, Polypteriformes, Polypteridae. The transcript is spliced from 6 exons. Gene Ontology annotation, biological process: tRNA pseudouridine synthesis; mRNA pseudouridine synthesis. Gene Ontology annotation, cellular component: nucleus. The record is from RefSeq and is a predicted model, not a curated record.
CUGAGAGUUUGAGUUGUGACGACUUAAACCAGCACUUUGUUGUGUUUAUUUUUGCUUUUCGUAGUCGUUUUUGUUGUAUUUUUUUCGUGAAUUGUACCCUGUGAACAUAAGAAGACCAGGGCGUCGUAGCGACGGGAUUGAUUAUGUUGAGGUUGCAUUGCUACUUUAAGGAAAGGUGGAAAGAUUGCACCCUCAUUAUAGUUGACGUAAAAGCAGGCAAAUGAAAUGAGCUAAUGUUUUACAGAAAUGGGUUUUAGUAUUUUUUAUAGUUUGUUUGGGUUUAUUAUAAAGUACGACGUCCGUCAUUGACGGCGAUUAACCGAAUGAGCCCAUCGCUGGCAUUCAUAGAGAGACAUGCUAAAAGUGUGUGCACACAUGUGUAAUGUGGCCAUACGACAGGUGGUCCGCCACUCAGGUUGGGCUAAUAAAGGAAAGGUUUUGUGGUCCAUGAGAAUGACAUCCAAAAUGAGUGAAGAACAGCAUUUAUGUGAUUUUCAAACCAACAGAAACGAGCCAGUAAAGCGAACUAAAGAAUGUGUGCCAGAAUUGGAUGGAGAUGGGAACAAGAGCAAAAAAUUGAAAAGGGAUGAAGAGGAAGUCGGUGACGAGCAGAAAAAGUUCCCAAAAAGAAAGGUGGUUCUUCUUUUGGCUUAUUCAGGCAAAGGAUAUCAUGGUAUGCAGAGAAAUGUUGGCUCCUCACAAUUCAAAACUAUUGAGGAUGACUUGAUCGAAGCGCUGGUAAAAUCUGGGUGCAUUCCAGAUAAUCAUGGUACUGAUAUGAAGAAAAUGUCAUUCCAAAGGUGUGCAAGAACUGAUAAGGGAGUUUCUGCGGCUGGUCAGAUUGUCUCUCUAAAGCUGUGGCUCAUUGACAACAUUGUGGAAAAGAUCAACGAACACCUUCCAUCACAAAUCCAAAUAUUAGGGCUCAAAAGGGUCACUGGUGGUUUUAACUCCAAGAAUAAAUGUGAUGCAAGAACUUACAUGUAUAUGCUGCCCACAUUUGCUUUUGCCCAUAAAGACCUGGAAAUACAGGAUGAAAAAUACAGAAUAAAUAAAGAAACAUUAGAGAAGGUUAACCGGCUCCUUGCUUGCUACAAGGGCACUCAUAACUUUCACAACUUCACCUCUCAAAAGAGGCCCCGAGACCCAAGCGCAAAACGUUACAUCAUGAAAAUGUACUGUGAGGAGCCUUUCAUUCGUGAAGGCUUGGAGUUUGUCAUCAUCAAAGUGAAAGGACAAAGUUUCAUGAUGCAUCAGAUACGAAAGAUGAUUGGUUUGGUCAUUGCUGUGGUCAAAGGCUAUGCAGGGGAGUCUAUUUUGGAGAAAAGCUGGGGUGAAGAGAAAGUGGAUAUUCCAAAAGCGCCUGGUCUUGGUUUAGUCUUAGAUAAGGUUCACUUUGAAAAAUAUAACAAGAGAUUUGGUAGUGAUGGCCUUCAUGAAUCUUUGGAUUGGGCAAAUGAAGAGGAACGUGUGGAAGCUUUCAAAGAAGGGCAUAUCUAUCCUACAAUUAUUAAGACUGAAAUUGAGGAAAAGUCCAUGAUGAGCUGGCUCUCCACUCUGCCUAUUCAUGACUUUGAAGCUUCUGCAUUGGAUAUUCAGUCCAAGAAAGAGGAGACCCAGGACGAAGAGGUAAAUGGCGACUCAGACUGAAAGUGUUGACAUAGUAGCUGCAUGGAUGAUUUAUGACAACGCUCCAGAGAACCAUUUAGUCGUGGCAGAAGUGGUGGAAUGAAUCACUACAACCUGAGCUUUUUUUAAUUAUGUUCAUAAGGGGAAACCAGGAUUUUUAUUUUAGGAUCAGUUUUAUUCAAGACUUAAUCCUGCAGUAUUGGGGAUGCAAUAAACUGGUCAUUUAUUUUUCAA